CAAUCGUUAUACAUUUUCAAACUUGCAUAUACUUUAUUACCAAUGUAUCAUGUCAUCACAAACUAGAAUUUAGUGUUGCUUUAUAUCACAUUCAACAAUGUCGCAAGAAAGAAAAAAACCAUAUAUUUAGAAAAACGACAUAAAUAAAAAAGGAAAAAUAAGGCCGUGAUAUCGGGAAUAUUCUCAUUCGGGUUAAUUCGGUUCUUGUUGCUAUUACUUCGAAAACAAUUUUGCAGAGAAAAGCUUCAGAGAGGGACCAAUAACGGUUGCGAUGGGUGAGAGCGGUACUGCCGUGGCCGCCCGGGAGCAGAGCCAAGCCGCCGACAGCCACAAAAACGACGCCGUUUGCAGCUCCGGCGACACUCCUGCGCCGUUUGAUCGCCCGGUUCGUGUGUACGCCGAUGGGAUCUACGAUCUCUUUCAUUUCGGCCACGCUCGAUCCCUCGAACAGGCCAAGAAGCUGUUCCCGAAUACAUACUUGCUCGUCGGGUGCUGCAGUGAUGAGGUCACACACAAGUAUAAAGGAAAGACGGUUAUGACCGAAUCCGAGCGCUAUGAAUCCCUUCGUCAUUGCAAGUGUGUUUCCUUUAUCCCAUUUUCUUAUCUUUUCCUGAUUUUGCUGCCUCUGCAAGAUUUGUGCAGGUUGAUCUUUCUAUACUUGGUGUAUCUUGAUGAGAUUGGUCAGUGGGUUGACGAGGUUAUUCCUGAUGCCCCAUGGGUGAUUAAUCAAGAGUUCCUUGACAAGCAUACUAUAGAUUAUGUGGCUCAUGAUUCUCUUCCUUAUGCUGAUACAAGUGGAGCUGGAAAAGAUGUUUAUGAAUUUGUCAAAGCUGUGGGAAAAUUUAAAGAGACUAAAAGGACUGAUGGAAUUUCGACCUCUGAUAUUAUUAUGAGGAUAGUAAAGGAUUAUAAUCAGUAUGUGAUGCGCAAUUUGGAUCGUGGGUAUUCAAGAAAGGAGCUUAAUCUUAGUUAUGUUAAGGCAAGUUUAUUCUCUCCCCCUUUCUUUCACGAAAAGCGUCUGAGGGUGAGUAUGAGACUGAAGAAGCUGCAGGAAAAAGUCAAGGAGCAGCAAGAGAAGGUGGGGGAGAAGAUACAAACUGUUGCAAAAACAGCCACCAUGAACCGUAACAUGUGGGUUGAAAAUGCCGACCGGUGGGUUGCUGGAUUCCUUGAAAUGUUCGAGGAAGGCUGUCAUAAAAUGUGUUGA
Striga asiatica is the source of this 1207-nucleotide messenger RNA. NCBI's taxonomy places the organism in Eukaryota, Viridiplantae, Streptophyta, Magnoliopsida, Lamiales, Orobanchaceae. The record is from the annotation of a GenBank genome assembly.